Sciurus carolinensis (gray squirrel) is the source of this 3759-nucleotide messenger RNA. RefSeq names its product engulfment and cell motility 1 (gene Elmo1). Gene Ontology annotation, cellular component: guanyl-nucleotide exchange factor complex; plasma membrane. Bases 361 to 2589 code for a protein of 742 amino acids. Gene Ontology annotation, biological process: actin filament organization; cell motility. NCBI's taxonomy places the organism in Eukaryota, Metazoa, Chordata, Mammalia, Rodentia, Sciuridae. The record is from RefSeq and is a predicted model, not a curated record. The transcript has 23 exons.
UUCCUUCUUGAAGUAGGGGCACUUCAUAAAGUCGUGGGCACCUCCUAACCAAAGUGCGGUGGGCAGGCAGCAGGGCGCGGGCGGGAGGAGAACGCGCCAACCACGCGAGUCCCGGCGCAGGUGCCGCGGGCAGCGGCGGUAACUCCGCAGCGUCCGCUCGGGAGGAGAGUUCGCGGCUGCUCUUGGGAUGCCUUGCAGAUGCAAAAUGUGUCUCUGGCCAGCAGGAGGAAGGAAGAGGAAGUGAGAGCAGCGGCAGCCGGCGGCGCAGCAGCCGGCCGACCCAGAGUGUGUAGACACGUGUGGCCGUCCACGCUGUAGGAUCCUCAGUUCCAAGGACUUUGGACUUUGUUGGGGCUCACAAUGCCGCCACCUGCGGACAUUGUCAAGGUGGCCAUAGAAUGGCCGGGAGCCUACCCCAAGCUCAUGGAAAUCGAUCAGAAAAAACCACUGUCUGCAAUAAUAAAGGAAGUCUGUGAUGGGUGGUCUCUUGCCAACCAUGAAUAUUUUGCACUGCAACAUGCUGAUAGUUCAAACUUCUACAUCACAGAAAAGAAUCGCAAUGAAAUAAAGAAUGGCACUAUCCUCCGAUUAACUACAUCUCCAGCUCAAAAUGCCCAGCAACUCCAUGAACGAAUCCAGUCGUCAAGUAUGGACGCCAAACUGGAGGCCCUGAAGGACCUGGCCAGCCUCUCCCGGGAUGUCACGUUUGCCCAGGAGUUUAUAAACCUGGAUGGCAUCUCUCUCCUCACCCAGAUGGUUGAAAGCGGCACUGAACGAUACCAGAAAUUGCAGAAGAUUAUGAAGCCCUGCUUUGGAGACAUGCUGUCCUUCACUCUGACGGCCUUUGUGGAGCUGAUGGACCAUGGCAUUGUGUCGUGGGAUACGUUUUCAGUGGCGUUUAUUAAGAAGAUAGCAAGCUUUGUGAACAAGUCAGCCAUAGACAUCUCAAUCCUGCAGCGGUCCUUGGCCAUUUUGGAGUCGAUGGUGCUCAAUAGCCAUGACCUCUACCAGAAGGUGGCGCAGGAGAUCACUAUCGGCCAACUCAUUCCUCAUCUUCAAGGAACAGACCAGGAAAUCCAAACCUAUACCAUCGCUGUGAUCAAUGCACUUUUUCUGAAGGCCCCUGAUGAGAGAAGGCAGGUUGAUGUAGAGAGCAAUGUUGACAUCCUUGAUUGUCCUCUGACUGAGAUGGCGAAUAUUUUGGCUCAGAAGCAGCUGCGCUCCAUCAUUCUAACACACGUCAUCCGAGCGCAGCGGGCCAUUAACAAUGAGAUGGCGCAUCAGCUCUAUGUUCUCCAAGUGCUCACCUUCAACCUCCUGGAAGAUAGGAUGAUGACCAAGAUGGACCCCCAGGACCAGGCUCAAAGAGACAUCAUAUUUGAACUUCGAAGAAUUGCUUUUGAUGCCGAGUCUGAGCCUAACAACAGCAGCGGCAGCAUGGAGAAGCGCAAGUCCAUGUACACUCGGGAUUAUAAAAAACUUGGCUUCAUUAAUCAUGUCAACCCUGCUAUGGAUUUUACGCAGACUCCUCCUGGAAUGUUGGCUCUAGACAAUAUGCUCUACUUUGCUAAGCACCACCAGGAUGCAUACAUCCGGAUUGUGCUUGAGAACAGUAGCCGAGAAGAUAAGCAUGAGUGUCCCUUUGGCCGCAGUAGUAUAGAGCUGACCAAGAUGCUGUGUGAGAUCUUGAAAGUGGGAGAGCUGCCUAGUGAGACCUGCAAUGACUUCCACCCGAUGUUCUUCACCCACGACAGAUCCUUUGAGGAGUUUUUCUGCAUCUGUAUCCAGCUCCUGAAUAAGACAUGGAAGGAAAUGAGGGCAACUUCUGAAGACUUCAAUAAGGUAAUGCAGGUGGUGAAGGAGCAGGUUAUGAGAGCACUUACAACCAAGCCUAGCUCCCUGGACCAGUUCAAGAGCAAACUGCAGAACCUGAGCUACACUGAGAUCCUGAAAAUCCGCCAGUCUGAGAGGAUGAACCAGGAAGAUUUCCAGUCUCGCCCUAUUUUGGAAUUAAAGGAGAAGAUCCAGCCAGAAAUCUUAGAGCUGAUCAAACAACAACGCCUGAACCGUCUGGUGGAAGGGACCUGCUUUAGGAAACUCAACGCCCGGCGGAGGCAAGACAAGUUUUGGUAUUGCCGGCUUUCUCCAAAUCACAAGGUCCUACAUUAUGGAGACUUGGAAGAAAGCCCUCAGGGAGAAGUGCCCCACGAUUCCUUGCAGGACAAAUUGCCGGUGGCAGAUAUCAAAGCUGUGGUGACGGGAAAGGACUGCCCUCACAUGAAAGAGAAAGGUGCCCUUAAACAAAACAAGGAGGUGCUUGAACUUGCUUUCUCCAUCUUGUAUGACUCAAACUGCCAACUGAACUUCAUUGCUCCUGACAAGCAUGAGUACUGUAUCUGGACGGAUGGUCUGAAUGCGCUGCUUGGGAAAGACAUGAUGAGCGACCUGACCCGGAACGACCUGGAUACUCUACUCAGCAUGGAAAUUAAGCUCCGCCUCCUGGACCUGGAAAACAUCCAGAUCCCUGAUGCGCCUCCACCAAUCCCCAAGGAGCCCAGCAACUAUGACUUCGUCUAUGACUGUAACUGAAGUGGCUGGGCUCAGACACGACCCCUCCCAAACUGGAAAAUCUAGCUAACAGGAGAGAGGAACGAAAGCAUACUCGCGCUUUGGAAUCAUCUAUUGGUAAAGGGAAGCUGCAGAUCAUCCUUCCUUUGGCGUCACCUCUAACCCUAACAGGUUUUGGCCCCUUCCACCUCCUUGGAUCUGUUUCUGGACUCACUGCUUUAGAUCACUUCCCAUCGCUGCAGUUCACUGGUGGGACAAUAGCAAAAACCACUGCUAGCAAGAGAGCCACCUGGCACCUCUAUCCUACCCCACGGCAGGCCAGUCCUUCCUUCCUUGAGUAGGAAAGCCAGCAGCCCCAGACUGCCCUCAAAUUUGCCCCAGACCACAAGAAAUGAAUACCCCAUGGUCUGUGCCUGGAAGAAAUGGCCCAGCUACUGAUGAGAAGAUAAACACCACGCCUUCCUUUCCUUUCUCUCAAGGGUCAGCUAUGUCACCAGGUUCAUUUGAGUUGAGAUCUGCUUUGGGAUCUCUCUCCCCCUUUCCUGACUUGGCCUUGCCCUGGUCCUAUUUGGUCCCAAGAGCAGCAGCAGUAGCCUCAUAGUAGUCCUCGCCAGUACUGGGUCUCCCAAACAGUCCACAGAGCCCACGCCUACUCCGCAUCUGCACUGUGACCGUGACCAGCCUCCCGCUGCCCUCCGCGCCUACCUAGUCUCGGGCUUCCUCUCCCUGCCCCGGCCCAGACCUGCCUUCCUCAUUUCCACACAUGCUCCCAGCCUCUUAGCUGAAAGCACAAAUGAAAUCAGUAGUCACACUCCAUCUCUAAUAGACUAAACCUAAAUGCCUCUAUGACGGGCUGUCACUAUCCGAGGGUUUGGUGUCACCUUCUCCUGGGGGACCUGCUGCAACACAGGUUUUCCACGGGAUGGUCAAGCUGUCAGACAUCCAAGUUUACAUCGUUGUAAUUAUUACAGGUAUUUACAAUUUGCAAGGUUUUUUUUUUUUUUGCUUUGUUUUUGUACAAAAGAGUCUAACAUUUUUUGCCAAACAGAUAUAUAUUUAAUGAAAAGAAGAGAUACAUAAAUGUGUGUACUUUCCAGUUUUUUUUUUAAUUAUUUUAAUCCCAAACAUCUUCCUGAGAAUAACAUUCCCUUAAACAUGCUGUGGAAUAAAAUUAAUCAUGAUGAGUUGGGA